AGCAAAAUGAGCAUCAAAACCCUCACAGUUGAAUAUGACCCCGCAAAGGAGAGGGGCGUGUUUUCCAGAGGAGAGACGCUCACAGGGAGAGUGGUGCUGGAGUUGGCUAAAGACACUAAAAUUGAGUGUCUUUCAGUGACAGCCAAAGGGAAAGCAUCUGUGUUUUGGACUGAAAGUUACAUCUACGCCAUCGUCUCCUACAAAGCCAAGCAGCAUUUUUUUUCUACAACCAAAAUUCUCCUGGAGCGAGCAAGACCUGAAUCAAAGGUGCUUUCUGCAGGGAGGCAUGUUUUCCCCUUCUCUUUUGACAUCCCUGACAUAGACUUGCCAAAAUGCUGGGUGGGUCGCCAUGGACACAUCAGUUACUUCCUGGAAGCCAGAGUGAGUCGAUCCAUGAGGCUGGACUGCAAAGAAAGAACAACCUUCACGGUGACGUCUAUUGGCAACUAUUCCGACCUUGAUAUCAUGAAACCUCAACAAGCGCAGGAUGAAGCGAAAGGAAUGUUUUCAUCUGGGAAAACGGCACUGAAUGUUAGUAUUAAAAAGAUGGGUUAUCUGCCAGGUGAAGGCCUAGAAAUCACAACUCAAAUAACCAACAACUCAAAAGACACUACAGUGACUCCCAAAUAUAUUUUCUACGAGAAGCAGUCUUUCUUUUGCAAAAACAAGAGGAAAGUUCACACUAGACACAUUGUGGAGGAGAAAGGCGACCCUGUGCAGGCUGGACAACAAGUGACCCAAACUCAAGUACUACAGAUACCGAACAUACUCAAAUCAACUCUCCUCAACUGCAACAUCGUCAAACAAGAGUACAGGCUGGAGGUUCUUCUUCUUGGCCCGCUGUAUUCCCCAAUGGUCAAGUUGCCAGUCGUUGUGUUGUGAGAGUCUGGGACACAAGGACAGAGAAACUUAAAUAAGAGAAACAGGAAUAAUGCACUAUAUGUUAUAAUAUUUUUAUACUGUUGUACUGCCCAUACACUAAUAAUGUAAUAAAUA
Periophthalmus magnuspinnatus is the source of this 996-nucleotide messenger RNA. Its product is annotated as arrestin domain-containing protein 3-like. NCBI's taxonomy places the organism in Eukaryota, Metazoa, Chordata, Actinopteri, Gobiiformes, Gobiidae. Gene Ontology annotation, cellular component: plasma membrane; cytoplasm. The transcript has 6 exons. The coding region runs from base 7 to 882 and encodes 291 amino acids. The record is from RefSeq and is a predicted model, not a curated record. Gene Ontology annotation, biological process: protein transport.